AAGUGUGGUGUCAUGGCUGCGCCCACCGUCAAUACGCUGGAACGCUGGCAGAGAAACUUUUUCGUUCUGUGCUUACUGUACCAUUAGACGACUUGUUCUGCAAAGGAUUUAGUUUUCGAGUUCAAUAUGCUCUGGAAUUCUUGUGCGAACAUUCUUGCUUAGUUUUGUAGCGGCGCUCUUCGCUGAAAUGGCGUUAGGACAUCAGAAACCGGGCCGCACUUAAGUUUCUUCUGCAUAAACACUGCAGCAUUUGCUGCGAAGGAAGAACAAGCCCGCGCUGACGGCAGGUGACCAACUUCGUAGCAUCCUUCCGACCCAGACAACAAACCUCGCACAAUGAGCUACAAUCUACAGACCGUCGAAGCUGCGCUGAGGCAGCUUUACUGCAACACGGGUGCGGGCUGUGCUGAAGCAAAUCGAUACCUGACUGAGAUGCAGGUGUCAGCCCAAGCAUGGGACAUUGCCUGGCAGCUUCUUGACAUGACCAAGCCAGUGGAGGUUCAGUACUUCGGUGCAACGACCUUACACACCAAGCUGUCACGGCACUGGCACCAACUGCAGCCACAUGAAUAUGACGACUUGCGAGUCCGAUUAUUGCAAGCCAUUGUGAAGUAUGCACGUGGCCCGAAGCUCGUCCUGACCAAAGUCUUGGUGGCUAUGGCAUCGUAUGUUGUGAACACAAUUGGAAGCUUCUGGCCUUCUGCUAUUGACGACCUGCUCCUGUCAUUUUGUCCAAAGGUGUUCACAAUCCUGGCACCUGACCACCUCCUGAAACUCCUGUUGGAGCUACUGACCUUCAUUCCCGAGGAACUGCAAUCGACAGAGCAGUCAAUCCGAGGUCCAAGUCGGCAGCCACUGGAAAUGUCCAGUGGCAAAAUCUUGACCUUUAUCAACCAGCUCGCGGUGCUAGAUGCUGAUGCUCUGAGUUGUCUCAGCUCGUGGUCCCAGCUUGGCUUUGACUGGGAGAAGCAGUUGGUGUUGCUGCCACGUGUAUUCAUGUGCAUCCGGGAGCCCGAGUUCUGCCGGCCUGCCGUUGAAGUACUGACCGUCAUUGCAGGACAACCGGACCUUCACAAGUACCCCAAGUUUGUCUUGGAGAUGGUUGAACAUGUGGUGCAGUUAGAAGAUGUCUACUCUGAAAAAAUGGCCUCUGGUGAUACGGAAUCGUGUGGUCACCUGUGCAGUCUGCUUGUGGAAAUUGUGGAGUGCCACACCCACAGCUUGGUGACGAUGCUCCUCUCUAAGCCUGACCACAAGCCCAUUAUACUGAGGCUAUUUGACCACCUGUUGAAGUUCACCGGGACACCUCGUCAGUACCCUAUAGACGAGACGUGGAGCAGAGGCUCUCUUCCUGCCUGGCACGCCCUGCAGGAUGCAGUCUCCGCAGUCGAGGGCUCCCAGCGCGAAUCCCUGCUGCUUCUGCUGCAGCCACUCUGGCAGAAUCUGUUCGAGGCCCUUCUGCGCAAAGCGCAGCUGCCUCCAGACAACUCUCACUGGGAUUCAGAGGAGAAAGAUGCCUUGCGGUGCUGUCGCCAGGACAUUGGAGAUUGCAUUAUGGCCCUGUUUGAUAUCUUGCGGGAGAGCCUGCUCGCGGCGCUCGCAGUUCACCUAGAACUGGCGAUGCGGGCCCUCGAGAAGGACAGCCGGGCCUGGCCGGCAGCUGAGGCAUGCCUGUUGGCACUCCAGGCGGUGGCAGAGAACGUCAGGCCCCACCAGGAGCCGUACCUGGGUCCCCAGUUCCGUGCGGCCCUGCCUCGCCUCAUGUCUAACCCGCACCUCCAGCCAGCUACCCUAGUUUGCCUUGGCUCCCUCGGCAGCUGGCUACAGGACCCCCAGCAGCUUGGCGUGGUGCUGCCUGUGCUUCUUGCGGGCCUGGAGGCUGGCCCCAGGAUGUCUAUGGCAGCCUCCCUGGCCCUCAAGGACCUUGCCCGAGACUGCCCUCAGGCCCUUGCCCCACACACCCAACCCCUGCUGGAGGUCACCCAGCGACUUCUCCUGGGACAGCAGCUGCGUCCUCGUGAGAGGGUUCGCUUGCUAAGCCUGGCUGGCCAGCUGUUGGCGUCUUGGAACCUCGGACUCUCCGAGGCUUGGCUAUCCACAGUGCUGGAUUACCAGCUACAGCUGCUGCAAGCAGGGCUGCCCGCGGUGGGGGAGGCAUUACGCGAGCUGGCAGCACUCCUGUCGGGGCUGGCAGGUCGGGAGGAGCCGCCCUCACUGGUCGAACCAGUGAUUGCACGAGCCCUGCCUGCUCUCCACGCUGUUGCCGCCAGUUAUGCCCGUGAUGAGGACACCAUUGAGGCUCUUUGUGAAUGUGUCAAAAGAGCAGCUGUCUCACUGGGUCUACCUGCAGCUGAGCAGCUCCUGUCUCUUUUGGUUCAACUUCACGAGGCAUGUCCCCAGGCAAGCGUUGUGGAAGCCUGUCGGCCAUUACUGUUGAUGUUAUCGAUUCCUGCUGACAAGCCUCACCCAGCUGCAGCUCCAGCGCUUGGACGAAUCUGUAAUGCAACCUUGUUGCCGGCGGCAACAUCAUUUAGCAACUUUCAAGAAAGCACAGCUGUCCUGGAGUCAUUUUACCAGCUUCUUGGCACCCUUGCCCGCAAGGCUGCUUACCUGCUGAGCAGUGAUGCCGUCAACCUAUCCAUGGCGUUCCAGUGUGCUAUCGUGGCUAUUACACUUCCUGAGAAAGGGACAGUCAAGGCAGCUGCACUGUUCCUGGCUGAGGUGAUCCAGCAGAGCCAGCAGCACGUGUCGCUUGUACAACUUGUACAAGUAGUCAACGCCUACCGGUUGUCCCUUCUGGAGAGGUGUCUCAUGGUGGUUGGUGGCGGCGAGUCGCCACGGUCAGCGGUAGAGCCCAUGGCUGACGUGGUGCUGGCACUGACCAGGCAGAACCUGCAGGCCACCUCCCAGGUCAUUACGCAACUGCUCUCGCAGCCAGCCUUUCCAAGCCCACAGCUGAAGCAAGAACACAGAGUGCGCUACUUACAUCUGCUACUUAGAGAGAGGACCAACAAGCGCCUCAUAAAGGAGGCACUCGUCGAAAUGAGCCUGGUGUGUCGGGGACUCGUGGGCACAGAGUACGCAGCCCAGACAACGCAGCAAUUCCCAUAGGCUGCUCAACGAGCUCAGUGAUAGAGAACAACUUUUUAUGGUGGGUUGGGUGGUUCUUGUUCAACAUAAAAAGGGUUUCUGUGCGAAAGAAACAAACACACAGUAAAGGCACACGAAACGACAGGGCGUAGUGCGUGCUUCCAACUUAUUGAAAGAAGCAUCAACAAAUAAUUAAGCAAGUAAUCAAAGCCUUUUCUGUUUGCCCCAAGACACGGUCUCAAGUGUGCGAGUGUGUCUUUCAUACUAAUCACUGACAAAGAUGCUUUAUUUCCGCACAGUCAUAUUUGACAGAUUCAGCCUUUAAAUCUCUGACUCUUAAAACAUUUUCUUGGGUAAGUUGGCUUAUUCAUAAUUUAGGAAAGAACAGUGAAGGAGGGUGCGAAGAGCCAUGCCAGUUUUCAUCUCAUUCUCGUUUUUUUAGUGCUGCUGCUUUCUCCUGACUCAUGUUGUGUUAGCGUAGACUGUUUAUAACAUAAGUCGUUGGAGUCGUGAAUUUUCGCAUUAUCACUGAAACAUUUUUCAAAGGCUGUGCGCAUGCAAAACAUGUAAAUCAAGCAUCUGUGCGUGUCCUGGAAUGGAAGCUUACGACCGGGAUGUGCCCUCACUUUUGUUGGCGAGGUGGUUUCUCAGCUUUCCAUGUUUCGUACCAUCACUGCGAAGCAUUUCGUUGACUCUGCACUAAACUGCAACUUUGGUUGCCGACUGUUGAAAAGAUGGCGCUGGUUAGGCCUAACUGGGGAGCAUGCAGUCUUGGGAAGCUUGCCCUUUAUGUAUGUUAGUACGAGCAGACGAUUUCACGGAGAUCUGACUUGAGAUCACGCACGCAGACUGAACUGAUGGCAGCUCGCCUGAAGUGGGGUUCACAGGCGAUCAGCUGGCAACUACCACGAACACUUAUGCCGAAAGUUUGUAUGGACAUGUACUGGUAAGAAUGGCGAAAGCUUGUGUAGGGACAGUGUUCCCAACUGAUGAAUUUGCGGGACACACAGUUGAAACUGGCAACAUCGCGGAGUCAAGGUGACAUGUGUGAUAUUUGCACUUCGCGACGAUGCGCAUCGUGCCAGGCAAUCGUAAAAUGCACUCGUGGCCGCGACUAAUUUUUUCGUGAUGCUAGAGUUGUAAAAAACAAUAAAUUGAUUUUACAAUCGAAGUUAGUUUUCCGAACCUGCCUGAUAAUCCAGACAUUUUUGCAACCCCAUUUGUGUCCGGAAAAAAUCAUUCGAAGACUGUAUUUACUUUCUGCACACAGACUGAGGAGCCAAAGAGUAACAAUAUGCGUAUGUUUCGUGUGAACUGCACGGCGUUGACAAGCGGUCGGGGCAAAAGGUUUCUCCAUUAUCUAGGCUAGCUUAGGAAACCCCUGCACACCUGCUGAGCCAGCAUGCUGCUGCCACAUUCUUUGUCUUUUUUUCCCCUCCAUUCUUUGUUUGCCAGCUCUUUCUGCGUCUCCUCCUCCUCCGCAUCACCCUAGUCGCUCCCUCAUCGGCCUGCAGACCUCAUUGAGAAGCACGCUCGCUGCCUCUCUUGUCCACAUUAUAGCCGGUAUUCUGUCUCGCGUGGCUGAACUAUAAGCAGUAUGCGUAUACAUUGAGUUCUAUGGGAAGGUAAACGCGACUGAGAAAAGACUGCAUUGUAUCCUGUCCUGCAGUAUAAGUGAUGACGUUAUAAGUGGUCUGAGCUGUAUAUGAUACGUGGUAUUUGUAAUAGCUUGCUUAUAUAUUCCUUUGCCAACAUGUCCUUUAGUAAAGUUGGAACUGUGCGCUAUGUCCCGUCGUUUCAUGUGCAAUUUCUGUGUAUUCGUCUCUUUGCGCAGUAACUGUUCUGUCUGUGAUAUCAUUCUUAGUACAUUGUUUUCUUUUUGUUCACACAUCAUAGCAGAUGACAAAAUCAGUGUGCUACUGACUUCUAGCGCUCAUCAAUGCAUUUACCAUUUGUUGUAAAGAUCUCAGCCACACUUCACACCGUGAGACCCUACUGUGUACAGCUGUGUUUGGAUGAAGCAAUAGCAAGACUGUCCAGCAGAUUGCACAUUGUUGCCAAAAUUUUCCUGUGUGCUCACGAGUGACUCACCUUGUGUUGAAUGUCUCUCCACUCAAUGUUCCACCUCAACUUCAGAAAGUCAAAGGCAGUUGCUAUAUGUCAACAAUGUGCUUAGGCGAAUACUGAGCCAAGUCAGGCAAGAUUACCGUCUGCUAAAGUCAAGACAGUUUUCUUCUUUAGCUUUGCUGCUAGGUUCUCCACCAGGCAUAGGGACAAAAAUUUGUACAGUUAUAGCAGACUUUCAGUGCAUGGAAAUUAGCAUCUUCUUGUCAGCUUUUUGUACAGAUUAAGUAUCCUACACCAAUGAACAGUAACUGUUCUGUUGGCCUUGUUUCCUUGUACAGUUUUAUAAAGACGUUCACAACUGAAA
Messenger RNA from Dermacentor andersoni, 5521 nucleotides. It is a transcript of the gene cdm, whose product is annotated as importin-13-like protein cdm. Gene Ontology annotation, molecular function: small GTPase binding. Gene Ontology annotation, cellular component: cytoplasm. The record is from RefSeq and is a predicted model, not a curated record. Lineage: Eukaryota; Metazoa; Arthropoda; Arachnida; Ixodida; Ixodidae. Gene Ontology annotation, biological process: protein import into nucleus.